Molecule: messenger RNA, 255 nt
Organism: Anisakis simplex (herring worm)
Lineage: Eukaryota; Metazoa; Nematoda; Chromadorea; Rhabditida; Anisakidae
Source: the annotation of a GenBank genome assembly
AUGUUCGGAAAAGAGCAAAGGCAGCGUAACCUGAACUAUGCAGAAACGCUUGAUAAACUGCUUGGCACUGAUGACAAGGGUAGAAUAACACAGAAUAUCGAUGCGAAUUUAAAAACAACACCUCAACAACGGCUGGAACGACCAGCAACAAGACAUGGUCGUCAAACGAUCGAAAAGCCAUCUGAUGCUGCGACAACCGCUUCAAGUGUUAUUGCAACGGUAUUCGCAUUCUUAACAUCAGCUUUUCACCAAUAA